Molecule: messenger RNA, 4648 nt
Organism: Antechinus flavipes (yellow-footed antechinus)
Lineage: Eukaryota; Metazoa; Chordata; Mammalia; Dasyuromorphia; Dasyuridae
Gene: CDHR3
Product: cadherin related family member 3
Exons: 19
Coding region: 91-2796 (901 amino acids)
Biological process (GO): homophilic cell-cell adhesion
Cellular component (GO): membrane; cell-cell junction
Molecular function (GO): calcium ion binding
Source: RefSeq, a predicted model, not a curated record
AAACCCGAAUGGAAUAUGCUUUGGGAGAUAGAAUUGGAAUCAGCUUCUCACUAAUAUGCUGGUCCUUGGGAUAACAGUGAGCUAAAAAACAUGCAGCAAACAGUCUGUCUUCUUGUCCUGCUAGGGAUGGUAUCAGGGGGAGAUUGUCUACAACUAAACCAGUUUCCAGCAAGCUGCUUUGUCCAAGAGAAUGCUUCACCUGGCACUAGAGUCUAUAGCUUUAAUGUGACCUUAUCACCAUCAGCCUCACCUGUGAGCAUAGGAUUUCCUUUAAUAAUAAAUUCAAGUCCUCUGACCCCAGCCUUCUGCAUUAAUGGAUUAUCAGAGAAAAACUUUGAAGUAGUCACCACUGGGAAACCUCCACUUGAUUUUGAAAGAGUGCCAAAUAGGUUUCAAUUGCAAGUUUAUGUUAAAGAUGAAGCUGGUGCAAUGGACCUGGGACUCUUGACUGUCCAGUUAAAAGAUGUUAAUGAGCCUCCUCUGUUUCUAGACAACUUGGCAAAAGGAACUGUAGAGCUCUAUAUUUUGGAAGGAACAAGUCCUGGACCCAUUUACCAGAUGGAGGCAAUUGAUCCUGAGAAUGAACCCCUCAUGUUUGCCAUGAUCUCUCCCUUGAAGUACUUCAGUGUCUCUCCAAAUGGCAUCCUAUUCUCCACUGCAACAUUUGAUUUUGAAGCAGGAAACAACAGUUAUGUGAUUGAUGUAGAAGUAGAGGACAUUGGAGGGCUUAAAACCACAAGAACAUUCCUAAUAAACAUCAUAAAUGUUAACGAUGAAAGUCCUUACUUUACCAGCUCAAGAAGAGUUUACAGAAUUCCAGAGGAGCUGAGCCCUGGGACUAUUGUAGCCAAUAUCACAGCCAAGGAUCCCGAUGAUGAAGACUUUACGGGCAGGCUCCUCUAUCAACUCACCACCCACAAUGAGUAUUUCAUAAUAAACCAGUUGACUGGUUCCAUUCAAAUAGCCAGUAGGGUAAAUCGAGAUGCUGGUAAAUUGAAACAGAAUCCAAACAUCCUUCUGGAAGUUCUUGUGAAGGAUAGACCCAAAGGGGGUCAGGAGAACCGCACUCAGAUAACCUUCAUCAUUGAAGACAUUAAUGACAACCCUUCUGCAUGCAAUCAAUUUACCUUCAGCAUCUCUGUGUCUGAACAUAACAAGAAAAUGCUGCUUCUGGACCUAGUGAAACAUUGCUUUGAUAAUGAUGCUGAAGCACCAAAUAACCAGUUCAAUUUCACUGAUCUAUCAGGAGCAGGGAGCAAUGAAAAGUUUUUUCAGGAAUCAGAUGGCUCUGGAAAAAUUUUGCUGAUUGGUGAUCUGGAUUAUGAAGAUGCAAAUAAUCUAGCAGCUGGGAAUAAAUAUGCUUUAAUAAUCCAGGUGCAGGACAUUGCAUCUCCUUACUAUAAAAGUACCAUCUACAUUUAUAUCUUCACAAUUCCAGAAAAUGACCAUCGUCUAACGUUUGAUAGUCCAUCCUAUUUAUUUGAAGUUUUAGAAUUGAAGUCAGUUCAGUCACGCAUUGGACAGGUUCACGCAAGGGAUGAAGAUGAACCACAAAGUGAUGUAACAUAUUCCAUUCUCACUGGAGGCUCCACCAUCCAGUACAUGGGUCUGUUUUGGAUUAACCCUAAAACAGGGGUGCUCCAGCUCGUGACUAAGGCUGACUUUGAAUCAGUCCCUCAGCACAUCCUUACAGUACAGGCUGCUAACAGGGAGGAGAGCAGCACAGUCACUGUAACUGUGAACAUUCUUGAUGAAAAUGAUGAAAAACCAAUCUGUGAACCAAAUUUCUAUUUCCUGACAAUUCCCGUGGACCUAAGAGUUGGCACAAAUAUUCAGAAUUUCAAACUAACGUGCAUUGACAAAGAUUCCAGCCCCAGGUCUUUCCGCUAUUUCAUUGGAAAAGGGAACAAGAACAAUCAUUUCACUUUCUCCCCCAAUGCUGGAUCAAAUAUCACAAGCCUCCUGCUCGCAACCCCUUUUGAUUAUUCCAGUGGUUUUGAUAAAGCCUGGGACUAUGAGCUGCUCAUCUACGUAACAGAUGACAACUUGCUGACCAGCAGGAAGAAAGCAGAGGCUUUUGUUCAGACAGGAACGGUGACACUGAAUAUCCAAGUCAUCCCUCACCCAACCACAGUCAUCACCACCACUUCUACACCCAGAGUCACAUACCUGAUUCAGAGAGAAAAUAUUUAUUCGUCAUCAGCUUGGUAUGUACCAUUCAUUAUUACAGUGGGCUCCAUGCUACUCUUGGGUCUCCUGGGAUACCAGUUCUUCCUACUGGUGAAAUUCAUUCGAAGACACUGCUCCUUCAAACCCAAGGAAGAUAAAGAAUCUCUGGUGAAAAAAGAAGAAACCAAGAAGGCAAAGAGAGAAAUUGUGUUGGAAAUGACCAAGAUUAACACUGUCUUUGAUGGAGAAGCCCUAGACCCAGUUACUGGCAAAACAUAUGAAUUCAACUCAAAAUCUGGUGCCAGAAAGUGGAAAAAUCCAUUGAUCCAAAUAUGGUCAGGAGAGAAAGACUUGAGUGAACAAGAAGCUGUUUGGACUGUGGCAAAUAAUGGUGAAGGGAUGCACUCCCUGGAAGGAACCAACAAGGAAGAAGAUGGGAAGAAUGGGAAAAUGGAAGCUGAUGACAUCAGUGUAGGGCUCAAGAGUGAUGAUGGAAAGGUGGAAUCAUGGCAAAGUCUAGGUACCCCUAGACUACAGAAAUCCAGAGAAGGAUCUUCCCCAGUCCUCCUGGGCAGGGCUUCCCCCAAAAUACACCCCCAUUCUCCAAGGAAAACCACUGGGAAAUAAUGAGCAUUGUGGUGUUUGUAGCUAUGCUGAGGUUCCUCCUCCCCUCACUAAAAGAGUGUAUUUAACGAAACUUUGCAAUAGGGAGUAUACUUCAAGUAGUAUAUAUAGAGAAUAGACCAUAUGUUCCCAGUUGGGGGCUGGCAAAAUUGCCAUGGUAUUCAGGACUUAAAGAAUAGAGACUGACCUUAGCUGAUCCUGCUCCUAGGAAUAGAUUUUUAUUCUAAAACCUUGAUUAAGGGAAAAAGAGAAAUGGGAUGGAGGGUCUGGGGGUUCCCAACAAAAUAUUUUCUCCUAAAAUGGGCAUGUCUGUAUAAUUCAUGAGAAAACUCCAGAGAAAGUUCAAUUCAAUUUAAUAAACAUUUAUUAAGUGGUAGGACAAAUAGAUAAGUAGUACAGUGGAUAGAGCACUAGAUUUGAAGUUAGGAACAACUGAAUUCAAAUUCAGACAUUUACUAGCUAUACAGUGCUGGGCAAGUCACUUAAUUUCUGUUUGCCUCAGUUUUUUCAUCUGUAAAAUGGGGAUGAUAAUAAUACUUACCUCCCAGAGUGGUCCCGAGGAUCAAAUAAGAUAAUAUUUGUAAAACAUUUAGUCCAGUGCCUGGCACAUGAUAAGCUGUAUAUAAAUAUUAGCUAUUAGUAGAAGGGGUGGUAUCGUAAGCAAUGAGCAGCUAAGUGGUGCAAUGAAUAGUGGGUCAGGCCUGGAGUCAGAAAAACUCAUGUUCUCUAGUUUAAAUCUGGCCUCAAACACUUAUUAACUGUUUGACCCUGGACAAGUCACUUAACCCUAUUUGCCUCAGUUUUCUCCUGUGUAAUAUGAGCUGGAGAAGGAAAUGACAAAUCACUCCGGUAUCUUUGCCCAAAAAACUCCAAAUAAACCCAAAUGGAGUCACAAUCAAAUAAUAAGAAUAAUAAUCAUGUGCAAAAGAAGACACUAUUUUAGGCACUGAGAAUACAAGGGACAAAAACAUUUUUCUUCAAGGAACUUCCAAGAGGAUAUGGGUACACUAAGUAAAUUAAAAUUAUACUCAAAAUAAUUUCAAAAAAUAGAGAUCGCUAACCAUUUUGGGGAAUUGAGAAAUGCUUUGUUUAAGAGGAGACAGCACCUGAGCUGUGCUUUGAUGGAAAAUAGGAAUUCUAAGAGGUGAGGAGGGAAUGUCUUCCAGGUUCGAUGUGGGAUGGGGUAGGGUAGGGGAUAGCCUGGGCAAUAGAAUGGAGCAGGAGACAGAAUGGGCAUAUACUAUUCUCUAUAUUUAAGAAGAAGGGGUUUUUAAACCUCCCCAUAUUUCAUCUAGCCCAUCUGUUCUUUCCUCUGCAAUUCUUUGUUUCAUUGGGAACAUCAGAGCGCUGACUCAAGGCACAGUAUGAAACCCACCUCAGCCAGCUAACACAGACUUUCACCUGUCAGUCUGAGUGAUGAACCAAAAAUAAACAGCAUAAGAAUGAAAGGGAGAUGAAGCUAAAAUGUGCAGUCAGCUGAGGCUUCACAUAUGCCCCAAGUCUGCUCCCUCUUCUCUCCCCCCUCGAAAUCCCCAUUAUCCAUCGUUAGAGACAGAUAACCAACUGAGAGAAUGAGGUACGACCCUAUAAAAUCCAUAGCUUCUCCUGGGGACCUCAGUCAGGGUAAUAUCAUCAGGAAGUCUGACCUGCCUGAAAUAGGAGAAUGGAUUUUGACAUUUCUCUUUGCAAAUGCAGAAACAGUCUCUUCAUUAAAGAGAAACACUUUUAAACUCUAUGUAUAUGUUUCCCUCAGUAGAAUGUAAGCUCCUGGAAGGUAGGACUGUUUCGUGUUUAUCUUUGUAUUGCCAGUGCCUGACAUGGAAUAAUUACUUAAUAAAUGCUUUUUUUGAUUGAU